Messenger RNA from Aedes albopictus (Asian tiger mosquito), 2051 nucleotides. RefSeq names its product protein krasavietz (gene kra). Gene Ontology annotation, cellular component: membrane; cytoplasm. Bases 314 to 1567 code for a protein of 417 amino acids. NCBI's taxonomy places the organism in Eukaryota, Metazoa, Arthropoda, Insecta, Diptera, Culicidae. The record is from RefSeq and is a predicted model, not a curated record. The transcript is spliced from 11 exons. Gene Ontology annotation, molecular function: protein binding.
CUCGACUUCCAAUUCCGCCUUCGUGUGACUGGGCUGGUGACUGCGCCAUCUUCUACCAACGUCGUCGUUGGUCGGUCGGUCGUCCAUUCAUUCAUCGCGUGUGGUGUCAAGCAAACGGUUGUGUCGCGUGUGGAACUCUCCCCUGAUAAAUUCUUUCUGUGCUACCAAAAUUGUGAUAUUUUAGUUUUUUUUAUUUGAGUUAAGUUUAUUUUUGUACCGAAUCCGGAAGCCAAUAGAAAGCGUUACAUUUUAAGUUUUACUUGAAUUCGGUCCGGUGUAUUUUGAGGAAACCCAGUUACUAAUAAUUUGUUGUAUGAGUCAGAAAGCCGAAAGACCAGUACUAUCAGGUCAACGCAUCAAGACCAGGAAAAGGGAUGAGAGAGAGAAAAAUGACCCCACGGGAUUCCGUGACGCGGUCAUUGCAGGUCUUGAAGCAGCUGAUGAUCUAGAGCAAAUUUCCAAGUUUCUUGAUAGUGCUGGCAAUAAGCUCGACUACCGUCGCUACGGAGAAGUAUUAUUCGAUAUUCUGAUUGCUGGAGGAUUACUUGUUCCCGGAGGUUCUAUCUCACAAGAUGGCGAGAAACCACGUACCGAUCGCUGUCUAUUCGCAGCACCGGAAGACAUGGAAUCGAUGCGGAACCAUGAGCAGAUUUUCACUCGGCUCAUGCGUCGAUACAAGUACCUCGAGAAAAUGUUUGAAGAGGAAAUGAAGAAGGUCCUGAUCUUCAUCAAGGGUUUUACUCCACUGGAAAGGAUCAAGCUUGCGCGUAUGACGGCUCUCUGGAUUGCCAACAAUUCCGUGCCGCCGCACGUGUUGCUCGUCCUGAACAACGAGCACCUGACCAAGGAUGGCCUGGCGCUCGAGUUUCUGCUGGAGGUGUUCGUCACCUUCAAGCAGGAAAAGGGUACGGCCCCGCUGGUAGCGACACUACGCAAGGGUGGCCUCGAUAACCGUCUGCUGGACUUCCUGCCCAUCAACAAGCGCAGCGAGGAGCACCUGAAGACCGUUUUCAUCGAGAAGGAUCUGGCGGAUAUCUUCAAGCUUCACAAGGCUCAGGCGAGCCAGGAGGCGAAGCGCGAGUUGACGCAGCUACUGAUCGAUGACAUCAAUGACAACAAGACAACAAAAGAUAUUAUUGCCGACGUCAAGGACAUGGCGACAAAAUCAAACAUUCCUGAACAUGAAGUUAUCGGUCUCAUCUGGGGCACCAUAAUGUCACUAGCCGAAUGGAACAAAAAGGAGGAACUGGUCGCCGAGCAAGCGAUGAAACAUCUGCGCAACUACACGCAGCUGUUCGGUGCCUUCUCCACCACACAGAAGGCGGAGAUGGCCCUGCUGCUCAAGGUGCAGGAGUUCUGCUACGAAAACAUGAACUUCAUGAAGGCGUUCCAGAAGAUCGUGCUGAUGUUCUACAAAACCGAGGUUGUUUCCGAGGAUUCCAUCCUCAAGUGGUACAAGGAGGGACACUCAAACAAGGGCAAGAUGCACUUCUUGGAUCAGAUGAAGCAAUUCAUCGAAUGGCUGCAAAAUGCCGAAGAAGAAACCGAAUCUGAAGAGGAAGAUUAAGUUAUGCCCUAGAAAUAAAAAAAAAAACUAAAAAUGACGUUUCAUCGUUGAACGACGAUGGGAGAGUAUAUCACAGACACUGGACAAACACCCAUACAUAAAACACACAUUAUAUUAGCAAAUGAAAUGCAACAUAUUUAUUCUAUACACCAAUAAUAGUUCUCACGUAAAACUAUACAGAGACAAAGAGGAGUUCAACACACACACCGAAGACCUCAAAUGGAACCCUCUCGCGAGAUUUUGAGACCCUCAUAUAGAUCAUCGAAACCAACACGCGCGAUUGUGCAAGUGAAAAAAAGGGACAGAAAGCAGAGAUUCUAGAUAGCGGAGUAAAACAUUCGAGAAGAUUAAGCAACAACAGGAAAGCCCUUAAGAAUUAGUUCAUCUCUAAAUUAAUAUAUAAAGAAAACAGGAAGCUAAACGGUAAACACAAAUUUAUACAAAACAAGAAACGUAAUAAAAAAACUGCUACAAAUCAACCAAA